This is a messenger RNA of Oncorhynchus masou masou (cherry salmon), 2184 nucleotides long. RefSeq names its product apelin receptor A-like. The record is from RefSeq and is a predicted model, not a curated record. The transcript has a single exon. NCBI's taxonomy places the organism in Eukaryota, Metazoa, Chordata, Actinopteri, Salmoniformes, Salmonidae. Gene Ontology annotation, biological process: positive regulation of cytosolic calcium ion concentration; cell chemotaxis; neurogenesis. Bases 152 to 1249 code for a protein of 365 amino acids. Gene Ontology annotation, molecular function: C-C chemokine receptor activity; C-C chemokine binding. Gene Ontology annotation, cellular component: membrane; external side of plasma membrane.
UCCUCCAGUGACUGAUGGGGACCAUUCCUUAAACGUGACCUUUUCUCGAGUUUUCAGUGUUGACAUUUGGUUUGUUUGAAUUUUACUGAACCAGCUCUGGACUGUACAGAAAGGAUUUUAAAAGUUUGAAAUUAUUUUCCAUUUCAUACUCAUGACUUGGAACAUGGAUCCCACUGUGGAGUAUAGAGAUACCUAUGAUUAUGAUUAUGGUGAAAACGAAACUAUGUGUGACUACUCUGAGUGGGAGCCAUCUUACUCCCUUAUCCCUGUCCUCUACAUGCUCAUCUUCAUCCUGGGCCUGUCUGGGAAUGGAGUGGUCAUCUUCACCGUGUGGAGGUCCAAGUCCAAGCGCCGAGCAGCAGACGUCUACAUAGGCAACCUGGCCCUGGCUGACCUCACCUUUGUGAUCACUCUGCCCCUCUGGGCCGUGUACACAGCACUGGGCUACCACUGGCCCUUUGGUGUGGCCCUGUGUAAGAUCAGCAGCUAUGUGGUGCUGGUCAACAUGUACGCCAGUGUCUUCUGCCUCACCUGCCUGAGCUUUGACCGUUACCUGGCUAUCGUCCACUCUCUGUCCAGCAGCCGGCUGCGGUCGCGGGGCACAAUGCUGGCCUCCCUGGGGGCCAUCUGGCUCCUCUCAGGCCUGCUGGCUGUGCCCACUUUGCUGUUCCGCACCACCGUGGACGACAUCAACAGCAACCGCACCACCUGUGCCAUGGACUUCAGCCUGGUCACCCUAAACGAGAGGCAUGAGUCGCUGUGGAUCGCAGGACUCAGCCUGUCGUCCUCUGCCCUGGGCUUCCUCCUGCCGUUCCUGGCCAUGACCAUCUUCUACUGCUUCAUCGGCUGCACCGUCACGCGUCACUUUAACAACCUGCGCAAGGAGGACCAGAAGAAGCGUCGUCUGCUGAAGAUCAUCACCACCCUGGUGGUUGUAUUUGCCAUCUGCUGGACCCCAUUCCACUUGCUGAAGAGCAUGGACGCCCUCUCCUACCUGAACCUGUCUCCCAGCUCCUGUGGGUUUGAGCGCUUCCUCCUGGUGGCCCAUCCUUAUGCUACCUGCCUGGCUUACGUUAACAGCUGCCUCAACCCCUUUCUGUACGCCUUCUUCGACCUGCGCUUCCGCUCCCAGUGCCUGUGCCUGCUCAACCUGAAGAAGGCCAUGCAUGGACAGAUGAGCUCCAUGUCCUCCACGCUCAGCGCCCAGACACAGAAGUCAGAGAUACAGUCUCUGGCCACCAAAGUGUAAAGAGAGGGGAGGGAUAGGUGGAGUGGGACUGCUGGCUGGUUCCCUGCUGCCACCACAGGAACACUGACUGGUAAACACACAGUUUUUUGGUGUCCGUUAUUCAAAUGCUUUUAAGGCGUAACAGACAAUGAACAAUGACUUUAUUUUCCGAAACAUGGGUUUGCAUAUACAGUAUGUUUUCAUUCUUGUGUAUAUGUACAUUUCUCACCCAUUCCAACCCAACGUGUGCUUCAGUGGGUAGGGCAGAAGCCCAGGGAGUCCUCAGCCCUACAAAGGUUCCCUCUAACCCCUGGACUGGACUCUGGAUCUGGGGAGAGUUGGCUGAGCUCCAUAUAGCUGCUUUUUCCCCACAACGUCUCAGAAAGGUAAAUAUACUUUUCAGACGGACUCUAUUUUUCCUCUUCUCCCUUUCAACUGUUAUUCUUUACUGUAUAAGGGACCAGAACCCUGAACAAAAAGACAUUGAGGGUUUUUUUCUGUUGUUGUUAUGUAUAUCACAUGCAAACCUGUUUACACUGGGUAAAUCACAAAUGUACAGUAUUUUCAUACUUUUGCUGUUUCAGAUGUGUUGAUAUUUUGUUUUAUUACAAGCACUUGUUAAAUGACUGAAAUGUAAAAGAGGGGAAAAUGUGUUUACAAAGAGACCAUAUCUUCUUCAGGUUGUUGUUUGUGAAGGUAGGAGACUGGGCAGAGGAGGGGGGGGUGUAAGAGGAGGAAAGGUGUUGCAGCUUAAUUACAGAGUUUGAGGAGGAGACAGGGGCAGACAGGCAGAUGGCAGCUGACAAAUGUUGUCAGGGAAGUGGGUGGGGGCUUUACAGUGCCCUCUGGUGCCGGGAGGAAAGGGGACUUCAUGAAUUUUUUAUUGUAUUGCAUAUAUGUUUUUGGCAUCUGUGUAACUAACUACUGUAUUAAAGAAAUAUGAUCUAUGAAAUGGA